This is a messenger RNA of Entamoeba invadens IP1, 1830 nucleotides long. RefSeq lists its product as hypothetical. The record is from RefSeq and is a predicted model, not a curated record. Gene Ontology annotation, molecular function: phosphatase binding. The coding region runs from base 1 to 1830 and encodes 609 amino acids. Gene Ontology annotation, cellular component: Cul4A-RING E3 ubiquitin ligase complex. NCBI's taxonomy places the organism in Eukaryota, Evosea, Mastigamoebida, Endamoebidae. The transcript has a single exon. Gene Ontology annotation, biological process: ubiquitin-dependent protein catabolic process.
AUGAGUAUCAUACCAAUUAUACAAGCCCAACAUUAUGGUAAUUUUCAGACACAAACGUUCAUUAACGCGAUGAAAGACAUUCUUCAAUGCGAAGAUACUAUUGAGAAUUCAUUUGUUCGGUCAGUCAUGGAGUAUAGAAUGACUCACAACAUAAAGACAAUCCAAGAAACCGUCACAGUCUUUUGUGAAUAUUGUAUUGUUGGAGAUAAGACCAAGGAAAGACUUUGGAACAUUUUUGGAAGUACAUUUUCUUACAUAUGUGAGAUACUCUUUUCCAAUGAUAGUGACAAAGAGUUGACUGAAGAGAAGAUCCACUUGAUGAGCUUGAUGAGAUACUUUGUGAAGUCGUGUUUGUUUACACAGGAACUUGUGUCAACCCAAUACUUUUUGGAAAAUAUUUUCUACUUAAUGAAGGACGACAGACUCUUUGUUUCCUCAUGUUUACUUAUUGAGUCCAUUCUUGAACAAAGAGAACACACUUUUGAUUUGGAGAACAUUGAGUACAUUGACAGCAUCAUUUCAAAUGCAGACACUCUCCACUUUGGUAUCUUCCUUAUUGUUGUAAACUACCUCCUCUACGAGAAAGACAAGAGUGACGAACACAUUGUUAUGAAGAACACAGAGAAGCUUGCAAAAUGUGGAGUCAUUGAUCGAGCUCUUAAGAUGCUUUCUUUGUCCUCUGUAUCACUUGCUAUUAUUCACUUGCUCGAGAACUCGUGUAUUGAAGAGACCGAUAAGCUAAUCGCCAAUUUCUACGAGAGAUGCGACAAUGAGAUGGAGACCUACCCUGAUGUUGACAUCUCUUUUGAAGGAGUCCAAGGAAUAUAUGCUUGUGACAUAGUGAGUAAUAUUGUAUUUGUCAUCUCGACCAUUUUGAGCAACUUGGAUGACAAAUUUGCAAAAGAAAUGUUGAAGGAUUCUGACAUUGGGGUUGUACUCGAAUCACUUUAUCAGACCAUUGGAAUUGAAAACAUGCAGACCCCAUACCGAUCAGAUUCCGAGAAUGUUGUGCAUUUACUUUUCACUCAAUUUAUUAGACUUCUUUCCAACAUUCCAAUUGAAAACAUAUUUGAAGAUGUUCAAGAGGAUGGCGGAGUCAUUGGGAGUAUUGUGGAGGACAUCCAGUUCGGAAAGAUCGACGAAAGUAUCCAGGUGCCUUUGUUAACAGUAAUUGAGAACAUCUCACGAGAAUGCAAAGAAAAGGAACAGAUCUUUGUUGGGAAGACACUUGGCGUGAUUAAGAUGGCGACAAAACUCCUUUGUGGAGAGAAGAAUGAGAACAAGAGAUCAAUGAUGUACGACAUGUUGGGGACACUGGUUAGAGGAAGUCAGGAAAACGUUGAAGAAUUUAUUCUCUCUCUUGAGAAACCAUUUGGAGAAUUUUUGAGUGACAGCGUCGAGGAUUGCAUUUCUUCAAGCGUCUUUUUCAGAACAAUGAUGCUGAACUUUGUUGAAAAUAAAGGGUUCCAUCUUAGAAAUGCGUUUGAGAAAGAGUAUAAAAUUAUUCAAGAAUACAUACCAGUCUUCUUCAGAAAACUGACCAAUCAUGUUGCAAAAGAAGGUGUUGACUCAAACACGAUGUGUUGCAUGAAUACUUCAGUACUUAUUCUUGGAAUGAAGUCAGUCACUAUUAAGGACUUCUUGGGUGAGGAUUAUUACAAUGAGAAUUUCAUGGGAAAUCUUAAGACUGUUGUGAGAGCAUUUGUCAAGAAAUACCCACAAGAUAAUAACAUUGAAGAUCUCUGUAAACUCACACAAACAAAUCACUCCGUGUGGUACAACGCUAUACGGUGUUUGGAAACUGAUAACGACAACGAGAAUGUUUAUUGA